Molecule: messenger RNA, 3029 nt
Organism: Pristis pectinata (smalltooth sawfish)
Lineage: Eukaryota; Metazoa; Chordata; Chondrichthyes; Rhinopristiformes; Pristidae
Exons: 20
Coding region: 174-1715 (513 amino acids)
Source: RefSeq, a predicted model, not a curated record
UGCCAUCUACUGUUUGCAAAGUACCAUUACUGCGGUAUCAAGUGGCAGAUUCACAUUAUUGUGGCCUUGCUCCAAUUGUGUAUUCAUUUCUUCUGAACCAAAGUUCGGCAAAGGGGAACUUGGUCAAAGCUGAGUAACUCUGCACGGGUAACGCUGGUGCUGAAGGCGUGAGAAUGUUUAAGCGAUGGAGCUGCUGGCAUCGACUGAAGCGGCUGCGGUCGCCCCAGGCCGGAGCCUUCUCCCGCCCGCGCGGCCCUGCUGCCCCGGGAAAUCCGCAUCCUAGCGCCCAUUGUGUGGAGAGCCGGCGCCUGGCAACUAAAGCGGGGGCGGUGCGGAUUGGCUGCGCGUCCGGCUUCUGGGGGGACACUGCGAUCUCGGUUCCACAGUUGGUGUAUGGUGGGAACCUGGAUUUCCUGGUGUUUGAUUACCUGUCUGAAAUCACCAUGUCUUUGCUCGCUGCUGCUAAAGCCAAAUCACCUAAUCUCGGAUACGUACCUGAUUUUGUGCAGGUUGCAAUGGCUCCAUUUAUUAAGGAUAUUCAUAAAAGAGGUAUCCGUGUGGUCUGCAAUGCUGGUGGUGUGAACCCUCUUGCUUGUGCUGCAGCUCUACAGGAGGUUGUUAAGAAAGCACAAUUAGACUUGAAGAUUGCAGUUGUGACAGGAGAUGAUCUAAUGUUGAUGAAAGAUAUGUUAAAAGAAGUGGGUGUCACGGACAUGUAUAAUGGAAGUUCUUUUCCUGCAAAUGUCCAAAGCAUGAAUGCAUAUCUAGGUGCCCGACCAAUCAGCAGAGCUCUGGAUCUUGGCGCUGAUGUGGUGGUGACUGGCAGAUGUGUGGACAGUGGUAUCGUUCUGGGACCUCUCAUUCAUUCUUUUGGGUGGAAACAAAAUGAGUUUGACCUGUUGGCUGCUGGAAGUCUUGCAGGUCAUCUGAUUGAGUGUGGCGCCCAGUGUACUGGUGGAAUAUUUACAGAUUGGCACAGAGUUCCUGACUGGGAUAACAUUGGUUUCCCAGUGGUUGAGUGUUCCUCUGAUGGAAGCUUCAUCCUUUCUAAACCACCUAAAACUGGAGGCCUGGUAUCAUUUGGUACUGUUUCUGAGCAGCUUGUAUAUGAGAUUGGUGACCCCCGUCACUACCAAUUGCCUGAUGUUGUCUGCGAUUUCUCCCAAGUUACCAUAUCUGAAGUGUCAGGUAUAGAAGGUGGAGCUGUGCAUGUCCAAGGAGCAAAGGGAUUACCUCCAUCUGACAGUUACAAGAUUUGUGCUACGUAUUCAGAUGGAUACCGAACAACAGCUGUGUGUCCAGUGGGAGGAUGUCGGUCUGUGGAGAAGGGAACAAGAACAGCAGAGAGCAUUUUAAAGAGGGUGCGACGUAUGUUCAAAGAAGUUGGCCUAGAUGACUUCAAAUCAGUUAACGUACAGAUUCUGGGAUCUGAAGAGACCUAUGGAGGCCAAGCUGUAAAGAGAACUUAUAGCCCUCGGGAAGCUGUUAUUUGGUUGGCAGUUCAUCACAUGCAGAAGAAAGCCCUAGAACUCUUCUCCCAUGAAAUUGCUCCAGCUGGUACUGGAAUGGCACCAGGUCUAACGGGAAUUGUUGGCGGAAGACCCAAGGUGUCUCCUGUUCUGAAGCCAUUCUUCUUUUUACAUCCAAAACAGAAUGUUACGAUUGAUAUAUUUAUGAAUGGAAGGCACAUGGAAACAUUUAAAAGAAGACUUUAACUAUCCACAUCUACCUGCUUCAGAGGAAAAUACAGAACAGGAGCAGGAUGAUCUAAACGAUUUACCUACUGGGCCUUGCAGCUAUCGAUUAGAAGAACUUGCUUACACCAGAAGUGGUGACAAAGGCAACACUGCUAAUAUAGGAGUCAUCGCUCGGCACCCUCUCUAUUAUCCUUACUUACGGAAAGCAGUGACUGCCGAGGCUGUAGAGGAAUAUUUCCAGCAUCUAAUACAGAAGGAAGAUUCUGACACAAUGAUGGUAACCAGAUUUGACCUUCCGGGAAUCCAGGGAUUAAAUUUCGUGCUGAGAAAUUCCUUGGGUGGCGGGGGCGUUGCAUCUUUAAGGAGUGAUCCGCAGGGUAAAGCGUAUGGACAGAUGUUGUUGGACUUCCGAUUGACAAAUGUUCCUGAUCUAAAGACACUUGUGGAGGAAUAGCGAGCUGUAGAACUCGGAGAGCUUGGGAUCCCAUCCCGCCCGCCUGUUUAGCUCAGGCACUUCAUCUCUUGACUCCUCACGGGGGAUGUCUUUUACAGACCAGAACACAAAUGCCAGAUUAAUGACCUCUUCUGCAUAGGAAAGUAAAAUAAGUAAAAUUUUCGUUGCUACUUGUAACUAUUCUGAUUCCCUUCUCCCAACGACUUUACUACAGAGACUGAGGAAAGGGAAACAAAGUUAAUGAAGACCCUUCGUCCUUGGUAGUAAAAAUGUUCUUCGACCUUGUGAGGUCGUGAAAGGCGCUUUACAAAUGCAAGUCUUUUCAGCUAAACGGUGUUAAUUGAGUGCGUGUUUAAGUACUAAAUUUCAUAAUUUAACAGAGUUCUCCACUGUAAUUUAUGAAAAUCAAAUGUGCAUGUUAUCAUUGUACAAUUAAUGUCUGCUGCUGCGAUCUUUAAGUAUCAGAUGCUAUACGCACGUUACAAUUUGUUAGCCGUACUUUAACAGGAUAAACGUGUUGUGGCUCACGUACUUCCUGUGCUUGACCUUUUUAAUUGCAGUACAUGUCAGAGGUUGCUCAUUUGUUUUAAUCUGCGGUUGGGAGGUGCUUGAAUUAAACACAUAGGCACCACUUCGUAGCCACUGGACUGCUAAUGGCAUCUUUAAAGCAACAGAUGUGCCUCCCUCUCGUCGGUCCGAGAACUCCGGCUGGACGUGGACAGUGACGUAUUUGUUGAUUUUCCUGGGGCCAACGAUCCUUUUCUGGGCAAUAUCCUGGAAUAGUCGAUGAGUCGUUUUAUGAUAAAAACGUGAUUUGAAUGGGAUUCUGCACAUAAACUUGAUUUUAAUUGUACCAAAAGUGUAAGCUUACUUAUUAG